GCGCACGCGCCCUGGGUAGAAGGAACCUUUCGAGGGGCCAGUGGGGUGAGGUGGCGGUCGCGGGGGUGACGGCAACCAGGUUGGGAACGGCGGCGGCGGGUAAGGCGCCAGAAGCUAGAGAGACCUUGAAUCAUCUUUAAAAACACCUGCACCAGGACAUUGCACCUUUGUGAGUGGGACAUUGAAGAGUCUCUCUGAGUUACCUGGGCAGUCGAGGCUUGACAUUGCACACCAUGUCGGCGUAUUCCAAAAGUUACAAUCCGUUUGAUGAUGAUGCGGAUGAAGAAGACCCGAAGCCAGUGAAGUGGAAGAAUGAGGAGGAUUUCUCCCAGAAGCCCAGGGAGCCUGUGGACAGACAGCAGUACCUGCGGCAGGAAGUGCUGAGGCGGGCUGAGGCGUCCGUGGAGAGCACUAACCGCUCCCUUUCCUCCAUUUAUGAAUCUGAGAAGGUCGGGAUUGCUUCAUCCGAGGAGCUGGUGCGUCAGCGGGGAGUCCUGCAGCGCACAGAACAGAUGGUGGACAAGAUGGAGCAGGACUUAAAGACGAGCCAGCGGCACAUCAGCAGCAUCAAGAGUGUGUUUGGGGGCUUCGUCAACUACUUUAAAUCCAAGCCCGCAGAAGCCACGCCGCCCAACGGCGUGGUGGACUCCCAGCCCAGCACACGACUAAAAGAAGCCAUAGCCACAAGUAAGGAACAAGAGGAGAAUUAUCAGGCCAGCCACCCCAACCUGAGGAGGCUGCAGAGGUCAGAUGUCAUCGUUGAUGGGCCUAGUUCUGCCGCCAGUGCUGAUGCCUAUCCGAAGAAUCAACAUCUCCGAGCCUAUCACCAAAAAAUAGACAGCAAUCUCGAUGAGAUGUCCAAGGGACUUGGCCGCCUCAAGGACAUUGCCUUGGGAAUGCAGACUGAAAUAGAAGAACAAGAUGACAUUCUUGACCGGCUCACAACUAAAGUCGACAAGUUGGACAUAAACAUCAAAAGCACAGACAAAAAAGUCCGGCAGCUUUAGAGACAAAUAAGGUUUUCUGUUCACUUGCCACAGAAUGAUUUUUCUUUCCUUCCCAAGACGUUUUCCAAAACCUUUGGGAGAAUUCCAUUUCACUACUUUAGUAAGUUACUGAUUAAGCCGUGUCUGCAAGUGGUACAACAGUGCGAGUCUUCUGAAAGGUUAUUUAGCUGGGAUGGACAGAAGGGAGGGCAGCACUGAGUGACCAACGCCCCGUAUGCUUUGCUGCAAUGAGAAGAAAGUAGCUCUGGUUCUCAGUUUAAUGAAAAGACAUAAUCAUCCUAGGAAACAUGGAGAGCUUCUCACAAUGCUAUUUGUCAAAAUUGGAGGCCUGCUGCGCUCGCCACCCAGAGGCAUCAGACCUGAGUGGAGUCCCAAGCCCCGUUUGUCAUCCCCCUUCCUGUUGGAAAUAGACUUGCCUCCUCAUCUGGACUUUGCAUCAUCCUGCAGAGAUUGAGGUCCUGAGCUGGGGCCUCUCCCCUUCUGUGCUUAGCUGAUCUGUCCUCUCUGCUCCUCCCAUUGGCCCUUCCUCCCUGAGCAGUGGCGUCCGUGAUCACUGUGGUUCUGAAGACCAUGUGCCUUCUUCCUCAACGCCAGUGACUUUGCCAGUUGAACCAUUCUUUCACAUGCCCUGGCAGUCUUCAAUGACUGCCUGCCCAAAAUAAGCAGACUACCCUCUGUGCCCGAGACUAUCUGGCUGAGGAGUGCUUGGAGCCCUCCAAGAGUCUGUGUGCCAUCUGCAGGCUUUUCCUUUCCCAAGAACUGGACAGAAAACUCUCUUUGUACCAUCUUAUUCCCUCAUCCCUGCACGCUAGCCCUAUUGGAACAAAGUCUUAGGAUGUUAUUGCAUGUUUACACAGUUACAGUGCUCUGACUGAUCCCCUCUUCUCAAUCUCAAUUCAUGCAAUCAGUCUAUAACAAAAAGAAGAUUUGAAAAAAUAUGAUUUGACUCAUAAAGAGACGAGUCCACUGGCAGGAAAAAGGCAGACAAAUCUUGUCCCCAGAUCUCAGCUUCAGCUGGACUUUGUCUGUUCCCCCUUUAAAAGGUCACACUCCACCACAGUCCUCAUCUUGGGUAAGGAUGUGUGCACCAAGACGAGGAGAAUCCAGAAGAAAUCCAAGGUGCCCCCAGGCCAAAUGAGGCCUGGGGCCACCCUGUUGAGGCAGAGAAGUAAGCCUGUCAGUAAUUCGUAUGUCAGUAAUAGUUACGCCUGUUAGUGAGGAUAGACCUGCUGGAUUGGAGCCGGCCCCUUUCUCAUUGAGUCUCUGUUUCUUACAUUCAGUUCCUUGGUAACCUUGCCAUCUUAGGUGAGGAACUGUCUCUCUGUCUCUCUGUUUCUCUCUCUCUCUCCCCUGCCCCACCCUGCCACCUAUCUAGACAUAGAGCAGUUGGGUGUGUAUGUCUCUCUCUGUAUAGAUCUGUAUCUAUAAAGAGACACAGACGCACCUACCCAAUGCUGAAUGACACCAACUAUGUGUACUGGACCCCCUACAAAGAAUCGUGGAUCCAGUGAACUCAGUUCACUUUUUGAGCAUUGAGGGAAAGUGAUUUCUUAAAUAAAAGACACUCAGCUGGGUGAGCACCUGCUUUGUUCCAGGGUAAAACCAAGCAGUAAGUCCCCUUUUAAAGCAGCUUAUUUCUCAGAAGCCUUUUUUGGAGGAUGAAAGUCCGCUCUCAUUAUGAGAUGGAGUGAGAGGAUUUCUUCUGCCCCUGGUGCCUGCUACAUCUUCACGUGCUCUGUGCCUUUCUGGCCUCUGGCAUUUUGAUCUUUGCCACCUUCAGAGAUCGGCCCAGCAGAGAGCUCUCGUGAGCACCUCUGGUGCAGCAGGUCUUGGGUUUUCUCACCAGUGGUGGUGGAAAACCCAGCAGCAUGACAUUCUGGAGAGCUGCUGUUUCCCUAAGCUGCUCAGGGCCUGGGGGCAGCCUCCUGAUGGUGACUGAAGAGAGAAGCCAAGUGAGAAGGGAGUUCAGUCACAUAAGUGAGGUUCCCUAUUGCUUUGCUCCAGGCUGCUAGUAUGGAAGCGCCUCCUCCAGUUAGCUCACUCACUGGUGGUUCCAGCCAGACCAGGGUGGCUGAGCUUGGGGGGGGGGGGUGCGCCAAAGAUUCUAAGACUGCACUCAGACCUGGGUUGAAUUCCCUUCUCCUAAGGUUUGUACCAAUGCCUUUCUUGAGCCUCCUCCACCUCACCUGUUUCUGCCUGCUGGUUUUUCGUAACGAAGGGGAUGGGUCCUUACACCUUGGGCUUGGAAAAGGCAUUUUGAAGGCAGCCAGUCACUCCUGUCUGUCAAGGAACAAAGUGCUAAAAAGCUAACAUAGAUCAUUAAACACAGCCAGUGACGAGUAGACAGCCUAACCCCUCCUGAAGAGUCCUCGAGAAGGUGGACAUCUCCUGGGAUAGACUUUCCAGGUGAUCACCAGUGAAGGUGCCAUUGUGUCUGCCUGAUAGUCAGCAGUGGCCAAAGACAGGCACAGCCAAAGCACAUCCCAGUGCCAGGUGUCAUCCAAUUUGGAAAGAAGCACAAAGGAGGCGCCUGUGAGGCUUCAGAAGCCUUUUCACCUGCUCGCUUUGAUGGAAAUGCAUCCAUAAAUGGUUCUCCUAAUCUCUCCAACAAAGUUGGAGAGGUUUGGCUGUGUCUGAGUCUCAGGAUCAGACCCUGUUUGAGGGCAUGGGGGAAGAAUUGUGGGUGCUGACCGUGGGACCCAGCCACAGGUGUGUUCCUUGUAAGACAUCAGGCAGCUUACGGCGCAGCCAGACAGAAGGAAUUUUCCACAGAGUUAUGCAGGAACACAGACAUCAAGGCAAAAUCACCUUGGCAAACAGCUUCCCCAGGCUUCAUUGCUCAGCCACACACAAGGCUCCUGUGGAUUUCCUGCCCUCCCUUCUUCCAGAAGACAAAGGCUAACCUACCACAACCCAAGGGAGUCAGGCUGUGUUUGCUUCUGUCUCCUGCCACCUUGCCUGAGUUCAAUUGCUGUGCCCCCUUGAUUGUGCUGAGAGGUUGUUGAACAUGGUUUGUCACCUGAGUUAGGGCCCCUCAACAAAAGCGACAAAUGCAGCUCCAGCCUGAAGGGAACCUGACGUCCAUACUGAGCUGGAAACAAACUGCCUUUGCAGAAGUGGCUUAUCUUCUAGAACAAAGUGGCUGUGAACUUUCCUGUCCUUAGGUUGGCUUUGAAAUAUGCUGCCCAACUGAUAUUGACAUUUCUCUUGAAAAAAGACUGCUUUUAACACCCAGCCAGUACAAACCUUUCUGUGCAUCCCCUGGAAAAGAACACUUUGAUUUGAAGGCAAGAAUCUGAAAGAUUCAGAUCAAAAGGCAGACAUUUAAGGACGCAACUAAUCUUCAGUACCUCUCACUUGAUUUUGUUGAUCUGUUAUUUUAAUGGUAAAACCAUACCAAUUUGUUACUAAUCUCACAUUUAACAGAAAUAGAAAUCCUUUCAUGGAGACUUAAAAGCAAAAAGCUUUGUUUUAGCAAUUUCGUCUGUAAAAAUUGAAAUGUUACAUCAUUAAAAAUGCUUGCUCUACAGGAAGGCA
Molecule: messenger RNA, 4544 nt
Organism: Phascolarctos cinereus (koala)
Lineage: Eukaryota; Metazoa; Chordata; Mammalia; Diprotodontia; Phascolarctidae
Gene: SNAP29
Product: synaptosome associated protein 29
Biological process (GO): synaptic vesicle priming; synaptic vesicle fusion to presynaptic active zone membrane; exocytosis
Cellular component (GO): SNARE complex; plasma membrane
Molecular function (GO): SNAP receptor activity; syntaxin binding
Source: RefSeq, a predicted model, not a curated record